This is a messenger RNA of Delphinapterus leucas (beluga whale), 4243 nucleotides long. The record is from RefSeq and is a predicted model, not a curated record. Lineage: Eukaryota; Metazoa; Chordata; Mammalia; Artiodactyla; Monodontidae.
UUUCCAUAAAAUAAAAUCAGCUUACUCAAGGUUAGAAUUUGAAGAGUUUGGACAAAUGUAUACUGUUCUGAAACCGUGGCUACAAUGUUUAAAAAGAGUCCUUUGCUUUUAGAGCUACAUGCUGAAAUAGUUACAGAAGAAAUAAUAUGGGAGGAAAUUUAUAAUAAUCAUAAAGGAGGAAAAAACAAUAAUACAGGAAGGAGGAUUAGGCACAGAUAUGGAGAAAACAAGGCAGGCCACACAUUGAUGAUUGUUGAAACUAAGUGAUGGCUACACGGGAGCUUCGUCAGACAGUUCUUGACACUUUUGCUGUGUUUAAAUUUUCCAUAAUACAAGUUUUAAAAAAAGUUUCUUUCCUGGGAGACGGCUUUGCUGACCACCCUUGCUAAAAUAAUACCCUCCCCUCUAGGUCACUCCUGUUUGAAAUUCUGUGUUUCUGUCUCCCCAACUAGACCGUGAGCUCCGGCAAAGCAGGGGCUGCCUCUGAUGUGUCCCCUGCUGGGACCCAAAACCUGGAACUGCCUGGCACAUAGCCCUCUAGGUGGUUGCUGGUAUGGAGGGCCCUCUGGCGGAGUGUGCCAAGGGUGAGCACUUCCACAUCGUCACACCUCUGCUGGAGAGCUGGGCACUGUCCCAGGUGGUGGGCAUGCCUGUCUUCCUCAAGUAUGAGAAUGUGCAGCCGACUGGCUCCUUCAAGAUCCGUGGCAUUGGACGUUUCUGCCAGGAGGUGGCCAAAAAGGGGUGCAGACACCUGGUGUGCUCCUCAGGGGGUAACGCAGGCAUCGCUGCCGCUUACGCUGCUCGGAAGCUGGGCAUCCCAGCCACCAUUGUGCUCCCCGAGGGCACCUCUCUGCAGGUGGUGAGCAGGCUGCAGGGGGAGGGGGCCGAAGUUCAGCUGACGGGAAAGGUCUGGGACGAGGCCAAUCUAAGGGCACAAGAGUUGGCCAAGAAGGACGGCUGGGUGAACAUCCACCCGUUUGACCACCCCCUGAUAUGGGAAGGCCACGGGAGCCUGGUGCGGGAGCUGAAGGCAGUGCUGGGGACCCCACCGGGUGCCCUGGUGCUGGCAGUAGGGGGCGGAGGCCUCCUGGCCGGGGUGUCGGCUGGUCUGGCAGAGGUGGGCUGGAAGCAUGUGCCCAUAAUUGCCAUGGAGACCCAAGGGGCACACUGUUUCAAUGCGGCCGUUAAGGCAGGCAGGCUGGUGACACUGCCGGACAUCACCAGUGUAGCCAAGUGCCUGGGUGCCAGGACGGUGGCUGCACAGGCCCUGGCGUGUACGAAGGAGUUCAAGGUCUUCUCUGAGGUGGUGGAGGAUGUUGAGGCCGUGAGCGCUGUGCAGCGGUUCCUGGAUGGGGACACUGAGGCAUGGAAAGGUGACAUAACUCACUCGAGGUCACACAGGCUGGAAUGUAGCCCGGCCAGUUUCAAACCCUGUGAUUUUCGACAUGACUCUGUAUUUCUUGGACCUUCGCCUUCUUUGUGUGGUGGGACAUUGGAGAAGGAGGCUGAGGAUUUGAGAGCAGCAGUGUCCUCCCUCUGCUUCUCCCACUGCUUCGGUUUCAUCCUCCCUUUGACCGUAGACGUCGACCUCGGUUGCCAAGGUCGUCCCUCCAGAAGGCUCCAGGACCCAGCCCUAUGUCCUUGUGGGUUCCUGGAAUAGACACUGAGCGCUCCAGAGCGGGACACAGCCAGGUUUGAGCCUGAACUUUGUUCCUACUCACUACCCCAGUGACCUUGAGUAAAUGAUGCUCUGGUUCAGUACCUCAGUGUUCUAAUUAGUAAAAUGGGUUGUUUGCAGAUUACGCCUAGGACCCGGCACAGGUGUCGUCUUUCAAUAACUGCCAGUUCUUACCAUUUCCUGAGUGUUCCUCCUGCAACAGUGAGGGGUGCGGAGGAACUAGUAGUUAUUCUUGUGUUGAGCACCUACUGUGUGCUUCGGGUCUCAGCAGUCAUUUCAGUUAAUCCUGCAGUAACCUAUGUGGUAGAUACUAUUAUAAUCUUCAUUUUUUUGCAAAUGAGGAAACCGAGGCACAGAGCAGUCAAGCACUUACUCCAAGUCACACAGCUGAACUGGAACGCUGCUAUGUAAACACCUGGGCUUGUGCCUCUAACCACGACUGCUCUCCUACCUCCUUUCCUUUGCUUAAGCCAUGCCCCCUGCAUACCAUGCCCUCUACGCUUCUAAAUCCUACACAUUCUUCGAAGCCCAGUGUAAAGGCAGCCUCCUCCCUGAAGCCCCUGGGAUUGCUUCAGCCAGAGAACGUCUCCCCAACCCCGCACUCCUCCAGGUGAGUGGCAGAGCCCGUCUCCACUCCAGGUGCUCUGUCUCCCACUCAGGCUUCCUGUCCUUGGCUGCACUCUUGGGAGACUUGUCAGCUGCCGUUUGCUCCUCUCCUGGUCUCGGCAAGCUUGAGAUAAGAACCCGAGGGGCCUGUUGACCCUGUCCAGAUAACACAUGUCAAUUACCUUGGAGUAGCCCUUCCUGGUUGACACCCAAGGAAUGCCAAGGGCAGAGCGGAGGCACAGGGAGAGAGCAGGAUGUGGACGGUUGAAGCUGAGGUGAUGGUUGUUAUGACCUGAUGUAGCAGGAUGGGCACUGGAGCUGAGAAACUAUUGCCAUUCUGCCUUUGCCCUCCUGGACCACUCAGUGGGGGAAAUGGGGAGCCUAUGAAGAGGGUCCUGGGAGCACGAGAUUUUCUGUAUUGGUCCAGGGCUCUGUGGAGAGCACUGAACACUGGGUCACCAGGUGUGUGUACCUGCCUGAGAUACACCCAGCUUCUCCAUCCCAGCUGGGGCCCCUCUCCUGGGAGGCGGGCCCUUUGGUUCCCUGUGGGUCCUAUCAGCUGAGGUUCCCUCUGUCUUCUCAUCAGGUGGACUCUAAAACCCCUGCCUCCAGAGGCUGCCUCCAUCUAGUCCUUCACUCCAGCCUUAAGCCAAGGUGAUGGUUGAAAUCCAGGCUUUGGUUGGCAAAGGGGGUGUUUUUACCCCAGAGCUGGCCCCAGGCAUGGCAGGGGCAUGGGAAGGCGGACCAGGGUUAUGCCACUGUUGCUCUCCUUUCUCCAGCCUGGGCAAGAGCCCAGUACAAAGCAGAUACGUGCUCCAGUACCUUCAGAGAAGGGUCUGACCCUCAGUUGUGGACACGAUGGCUCAGACUGGCUUUAUGUCCCAAGUCAUCUGUGCAUGGCUGUGUGCUUUUGUACCUGUAGGCAUGCAUGUAUGUUUGUGUCCAUGUGUGGGAGAGUGCAUGCACUCGUGUAUUUAUGAGACAACACUUGCAAUUCACUGAAGGAUUUCCCUCAAACCGUGUAGAGCUUCACAUUUUUGCACUUGGGACUUACAAUCCAGUCACUAGCCAGGCAUCAAACUUAGAUGUAUAUGAUGAAGCAGGUUGGGGGCUAGACAUUAGGGAGUGGUGGGGAUUGGAGCAAACGGGGAAGCUCAUAUUCUGCCUAAAGGAGGUGGCCACUGCUCAAGUUUAUCCAAUAGCAGGUCCAGCAUAACAGAUCUCCUAAUUAAUUAGUGUUAGCUCAAAUUCAAAGCAAUUUAGGAAAAGCCUGCAUAUUUAUAAAAAGGCUCUGGACAGGUACUGCAGGGAAGGAGGAGGAACAUGUGACCCCAACCUCAGCCAAUCCAAGCAUUGUAUUCUGUCUGGCCAUGGUGACUGGUUCAAGGGCAGGCCCAGGAGCCAAACUGUCCAAUCAGAGCAGCUCUCAGGAUGUGAGCUGGGAAUUGUUUGGCAAAUUCUGGAGACGUGUUUGAUUGCCACAGCUGGGUUGGGGGAGCGUGCCCCGGCACUUAGUGGGUGAGGUCCAGGGAAGUUGCCCGACACCCUACAAUGCACAGGAUGGCCCCCACGGCAAGGAGUAACUGGACCUUAGAGCAGUAGAGCCGAGGUUGGGAAACCCUGUGUUAGGCAAAUCUCAUCUCUUCUGGGCCUGGAUUAUUUCUAUUUGUGUAUUCCUGGGAGAUGGCGUGCUGUUUUAAUUGUUGUCACUUUAUCAAGCAACUACUCAAUGGCUGGGAGGAUCCCGUCUUACACACGAAGAAAGGGAUGCUGAGAGAGAGGCAGCGCCCAGGCCCACUCCAGAGUCAAGGACCCUAAUUACCAUGACAGCCAGCGUAGCCAGGGGUUCCAGGGAAAGGAGGCAGGUGGAACCACGGUCCGCCCCCUGUAGAACCUGGUUCGCUGAGCUGUGAUGACGGGCAGGUAGUGAACCCAAUGAGGCAACGCAUCUCACUGGAC